GUUUUGCUUGGCAGGCCAACGUCUUACGAGCAAAACACUAUGCAAACCAUCGUCGGGCCAUCCGCGAUGAUCCAGUAUUCCGCGUGUCACUGGCGCGUGACCGUGGUGGAGCGCUGCACAUCUCAUGGCAUCCGUAGUGGCGGCGAAACAGCAUGGCAUUCACGAGAGGGACUGUCAAACGAGCGGAGUGUGAGGGCGGAAGUACAGAAGUUGUCAAUAAGCUGUCACCAAAACCAAAGCAAGCGACCGGCGACGUUGAGGUCCGCAGUGCCAAAGGUCAUGCCAAGGGCAACUGCCGUCGAUGGUGUGCGCAGAACCAUGCUUACAACCAGGUACCAGUACCUGCAGAGUAAGCGCUGUACGGCAGUCACCGAGCACACUCGCGCGGCUGCCGGAUGGUCGGCGGGCGGAAGCUGUAAGUCAUGCCGAGCGUGCGAAUAACAAGAGCGAGCAAACUUCGCGCCAGCGUGCUUACUGGAUCAAAGAGAAGGGGGUAGCGCGGUAAAUGCAGUGCAACGGCUGUCACAUUUCCGACGUAGAUGCGAUGGCGACUGGUGAACUAAAUCAGCGGCCUUCGGCGGAUCGAUCGGCAAUCGUACUGGAGGACUGAUAUCGUUUCCUGAACUCGUAAAUC
Messenger RNA from Baudoinia panamericana UAMH 10762, 634 nucleotides. RefSeq lists its product as uncharacterized. Lineage: Eukaryota; Fungi; Ascomycota; Dothideomycetes; Mycosphaerellales; Teratosphaeriaceae. The record is from RefSeq and is a predicted model, not a curated record. The coding region runs from base 40 to 441 and encodes 133 amino acids. The transcript has a single exon.